AUGAAAAAAUGGAUUCCCGUUGAGACCUACCCCAUCUUCGGUGUCGUUGGUGUCGCCGUAGUCGGAGCUUCUUACUACCUUUACAGACUUUCUCAAGGUCCUGAGGUAGUUUGGGACCGAAAAGGUGACUGGAGACCCUGGGACAAAAUCACCCAUGACACCAACCAAAAACUCAUCACCGUUAACCCUGAAUUCUGGGAGAAACGACGACAAUACGUCAAGGAAAACCAACGAGCUGUUGACAAGAUCUAA
This is a messenger RNA of Kwoniella shivajii, 252 nucleotides long. RefSeq lists its product as uncharacterized. The record is from RefSeq and is a predicted model, not a curated record. The transcript has 3 exons. Lineage: Eukaryota; Fungi; Basidiomycota; Tremellomycetes; Tremellales; Cryptococcaceae. The coding region runs from base 1 to 252 and encodes 83 amino acids.